Molecule: messenger RNA, 840 nt
Organism: Colletotrichum acutatum
Lineage: Eukaryota; Fungi; Ascomycota; Sordariomycetes; Glomerellales; Glomerellaceae
Exons: 1
Coding region: 234-665 (143 amino acids)
Source: RefSeq, a predicted model, not a curated record
GUGGGACCGGGACCGGGACCUGGGGACUCGUGUAUUCCUGCACCGUGGAGGAUUGGGGACCUUGGGGGACGACGGGAUGGAUCACGUCUGAUAGUCUGAUGGCUGACUGUGUGACUGUCUGUUGACUGUCUCUUGACUGGCAAGCUGGGAAUACCUACCUGCUGGCAGACCCCAGACUUGUCAGAGACGCACUGAUCGCCAAGCACCACAGGCUGGAGGGGUCUUCCCCCAGGAUGGCUGUGCACUUUGCGAGUGGGUGUCUGAGUUCAAUGGCGCAUCUGGCGCUGUUGGACCUGUUUUCGUCAAUCAGAGGGAAGCAGUACGAUGAUCCUCUUCGGUAUGCGUUCCGGCCGAGUGUCCCACGUUUGCGUGAUGACAGUCAGACAUCAAAUCUGCCCCGGCGCCGCCAUUCCAGCACAUUGCCAGUUCUUGCUGAAGUGAAGAACAGACAUAGUCUCAUUAUCGCAUCACGGAUGCAGCUGAAAUGUGUUGACCUUUCCCAGUCAGCCCAGACGCCCCAGCUAGUAUGUAAUUACUACGCAGAGAGUCCCGAGAAAUGCAGAAUGGACCUUUGGGCUGGAAUGUGGGAGAGAUGCUGCCGACACUUUGGGAAUGGUUCCCGCAGGACAGACAGCACGCUCUGCCAUUCAUACGACGCACACUAAAUGGGUGGGCAGGGGACUUGCAUCCGGCCAAGUGCCCGAGCAAACGCGACGGGGUCUCACGGAGCUAAUGCGGGCGUGGCCAUCCAGUCCCGGCUCCCAAGAAACAAAACAUGCUAGCAAGAUUUUUCUGUUUGUGGCAGAGUGGCAGUACGGAUAGGUAAUGCUGAGUCUGCCA